This is a messenger RNA of Notechis scutatus (mainland tiger snake), 1707 nucleotides long. NCBI's taxonomy places the organism in Eukaryota, Metazoa, Chordata, Lepidosauria, Squamata, Elapidae. The record is from RefSeq and is a predicted model, not a curated record.
AUGGCAGAGAAGACCCUUGACCCCACCUGUGUCUCCAUUGCCCUGGAGGACUCGGUCUGCAACGCUAGCUCACAGGAUGGCUCCUUCCUGACCACCCACCUGAAGAAGGUGGAGAACCACAUCACGGAUGCUCAGAGGUUCUCCCAUUUGCCCAAGCGGUCAGCUGUGGACCUUGAGUUCACUGACCUGUCGUAUUCGGUCCGGGAAGGCUCCUGGUGGCGGAAAAGAGGAUACAAGACCCUGCUGAAAUGUCUCUCUGGGAAAUUUUGCCCCCGGGAACUGAUUGGUAUUAUGGGACCUUCUGGAGCUGGGAAAUCCACCUUGAUGAACCUCUUGGCUGGAUACCGGGAAACGGGCAUGAAAGGCCAAAUUUUGGUGAACGGACAUCCAAGGGAACUGCGCACUUUCCGUAAGAUGUCGUGCUACAUUAUGCAGGACGACAUGCUGAUGCCCCAUCUCACCGUGAAAGAGGCCAUGAUGGGUUCAGCCAACCUGAAACUGAAUGAGAAGCAAGAAGUGAAGAAGGAGCUGGUGAAUGAGAUCUUGACCGCCUUGGGACUCCUGGAGUGUGCCCAUACUCGCUCCUCAGCUCUCUCUGGAGGACAACGCAAGCGACUUGCCAUCGCCCUUGAGUUGGUCAACAAUCCUCCAGUCAUGUUUUUUGACGAGCCCACCAGUGGACUGGAUAGCACGUCCUGCUUCCAGGUGGUCUCCCUCCUGAAAUCCUUGGCCCAAGGGGGCCGCACCAUCAUCUGCACCAUCCACCAGCCCAGCGCUAAGCUCUUUGAAAAGUUUGACAAGCUCUACAUCCUCAGCCAAGGUCAAUGUAUCUUCAAGGGAGCUGUCUCCAACCUCAUCCCGUAUCUAAAGGGGCUUGGCUUGCAUUGUCCCACCUACCAUAACCCAGCUGAUUUCAUCAUUGAGGUGGCCUCAGGGGAAUACGGCGAUCUCAACCCACUCCUCUUCCAAGCCGUCCAGAAUGGGCUGUGCACCAUGGAGGAGAAGAAGGGCAGCCCAGAGAAGAUGGAUUCCUUGGUGCCAGGACCUUGCGUGGGGGAUUUGGAUCAUAUCGAGAGCCAUACCUUUGCAACUAGUACCCUGACUCAAUUUUGCAUCCUUUUCAAGAGAAGCUAUAUUUCCAUCCUAAGAGACACGCUCCUCACCCACCUGAGGUUCAUGUCUCACAUCUGCACGGGGGUGUUGAUCGGCCUCCUCUACCUACACAUCGGCAACGAUGCCACCAAGGUCUUCAACAACACCGGCUUCCUGUUCGUCUCCAUGCUCUUCCUCAUGUUUGCUGCUCUGAUGCCCACCAUUCUGACCUUCCCUCUGGAGAUGUCCGUCUUUCUGCGAGAACAUCUCAACUACUGGUACAGUCUAAAGGCCUACUUUCUGGCCAAAACUGUAGCAGAUGUUCCUUUUCAGAUCAUCUGUCCCAUCACCUACUGUAGCAUUGUCUACUGGAUGACCGGGCAGCCCCCCGAAGCGACCCGCUUCCUGCUAUUCUCAGCCUUGGCCACCUUCACGACCUUGGUGGCCCAAUCUGUGGGCCUCUUCAUCGGAGCAGCAUCCAGCUCACCACAAGUGGCCACGUUUGUUGGUCCCGUUUCAGCGAUUCCAGUCCUUCUCCUUUCUGGCUUCUUUGUCAGUUUCAAGACCAUCCCAACCUACCUUCGGUGGAGCACCUACGUCUCCUAUGUGAGGUAA